Candidula unifasciata is the source of this 699-nucleotide messenger RNA. NCBI's taxonomy places the organism in Eukaryota, Metazoa, Mollusca, Gastropoda, Stylommatophora, Geomitridae. The record is from the annotation of a GenBank genome assembly.
GUGUCCUGGAAUAAAGUUGGCCGCGAGCAUUUCUUGAGCAUAGGAACUGAGAUCUGGGUGCAGGAUGCCAACCUCGAAAUCGCCCAUUACACGUGGCCAGCGGGGAUCAGUGAAUGGAACCUUGUUUUCAGAGAGGCGCGGUUCGAAGACAGUGGCCUUUACGAUUGUCAGAUCAUCUCAACAGAAAAGUUGACAUUCAGAGUGCGACUAACAGUCUCAGAGAAACCUCCCCACAAUCCAAUAAUUAGCAUCGAGGGCAAGGAGUUUGUAGAAUCGGGCCAGACAGUCUACCUGAAGUGUAACACAACGGAGGGUGACCGCAUGCCUGAAGACCUCGACUGGUUUAAAGACGGAGACAAGAUAGAGGCCAGCGAGUACCCAAACAUUCUGAUCACGAAAUUCAGGUUCAAAGACACCAUGACCUUGGUGAGCGAAUUAAUGAUCAUCAGUGGCACUGGUAACGAUUCUGGCACGUACAUCUGCCGGAGUUCGUCAGACUUGAUCGCUAGCGUCGAAGUCAAUGUUCUUGUUGCUGACAGCUCGAAUGUAAAAAGAGGCACGGGAAUAUCUCAUACACAGACGGGGAACGGACAAAACUACGGAAAUUCCGCCAUCUGCUUUUAUUUCUUCGGUCAGAACCCUCUGAUUUUCUGUGUAGUUUUAUUAGCUCACUUAAUUAUACAAAGCGUCAUCACGUGA